Messenger RNA from Closterium sp. Naga37s-1, 3933 nucleotides. The record is from the annotation of a GenBank genome assembly. Lineage: Eukaryota; Viridiplantae; Streptophyta; Zygnematophyceae; Desmidiales; Closteriaceae.
AUGGUUCUCCCACGGAUCCCUCACGUCCUGCCGUGCCUGACCGUGCUCCUUUCCGUGCUGCUGGCACGUCCGGCAUGGAGCCUCCCGCCUCCUCUCCGAACCGCAAUCCGAGGUCCGGGUCAGGCUCGGUACGCAGCGUGCAACACAGGCAAGGGCCGCGCGGUGCUGUACAACUGCGGACUGCAAGUGGGCAACGCGACGGCCGGCAUAGCGUCGUUGCAUGAAGUGCCAUCGGCGCAGAACUACCUGGUGAAGCUGCGGCCGGAUGUACCAGCGAGCCGGGUGGACGAGAUAUGCGACCUGGCAGAGAGUAACAACAGCACGCUCUAUACAGGCACAUGCCUCAAACGCUUCAAGGCGUUGUACAACGGCAUGCUGAUGAGCAUAUCAGGCCAGUCGCUGCUGGCUCUGCUGGACGCCGAGUCUGCUCUCUUGCAAUUCGUUGAGGUCGAGGGCCAUGCCCUCAUCGCCUCUGCUCCUGCUCCUGCUUCUCGUGUUGCUGCCGCCGCCAACGCCGCCGCCGCCGCCACUGCUGCUGCUGCUGCUGCUGCUCGUGCUGCCACCACCACCGCUGCCGCCGGCGCCGCUGCUGCUGAUGCUGGAGAUGCGGCUGAUGCUCCGGAUGCGUCUGGUGGUGAUCUAGAUGGGUCACCUUCUAACAGUUCCGCUGUCCUGGCCUCUGCAUCUCUGGUCAUGCGCACACAGCGCAAGCCCCUGUCAUGGGGGCUGGACCGCAUAGACCAGCGCCCAGGCGCGCCUCCCCUGGAUGGCACCUACUCCUACCCGGCCUCUGCUGGCGCAGGCGUGCACGUCUAUGUGGUGGACACGGGCGUGCGGUGCUCCCACAGCGACUUUUAUUUCUCAGACGGCCGGCUCAACCCGACCACGCGCCGCCCCGCGUCGCGGUGCCUGCCUGGAGUGGACACGGUGGGCGAUGGGCGUGGGCAGGGCAUGGCGGACUGCAACGGCCACGGCACGCACUGCGCUGGCACGGUAGCAGGGCUGCUAAGCGGAGUAGCCAAGAGCGCCUUCAUCCACCCAGUGCGCACCAUGGACUGUGCGGGCAACGGUGCCUUUGGGGAUAUCCUGGAGGGGCUGGACUGGAUCGCCCGCCACUACCAGGCGCCCGCUGUGGUGUCCAUGAGCAUCACCAUGGCCACCAGUGCCAGCCUUGACGCCGCUCUCAAAGAACUGGUGGAGAAGACGGGGAUUACUGUGGUGGCAGCGGCAGGAAACUUCUUCUCGCUCGCGUGCAACUACUCGCCAGCAGACAGUGAUGACGUCAUCGCAGUGGCAUCCAGCACCAGCUCUGAUACCAUGAGCUGGUUCUCCAACUACGGCUCCUGCACCGACAUAUUCGCUCCGGGCGAUGAGAUAGUGAGUGCGGGGUCGGCAUCAGAUACUGCAAUGGCAACCAUGUCAGGGACUUCCAUGGCAUGCCCACAUGUGUCAGGAGCAGCAGCUCUAUACCUGUCCAUGCAGCCAGCAGCGCGCCCCAGGGACGUGCGCAAGGCCCUCUAUGACACAGCUUUCCAGAAUGCGGUGCAGGCAGUGAAGCCCAGCACAGUGCCGCGCCUGCUGUCCGUCAACUUCCGCCCCCUGCUCGUGGACGUGGCUCCCCGCUCCUUCCUCUCCAUGCCUGAGGGCGCAAGUGCACGCAUCAAGGUGGUGCUGCUCAAGGCACCUGCUGCUGACGUGGUGUUCACGGCUACUGCCGCUGAUACCAGUGUUGCGUCCUUCUCGCCCUCGCGCCUCACCUUUCCUGCUCGCCGCACGCCAGCAGCACAGUACAUCACCAUCCAACUCACCUACUCGCCCAAGUACCUGGAUCGAGCCACGCUGCUGGCUUUCACCUUCACCAGCAAGGACUCCGCCUUUGGGGCGUCCCUGGAGGGAUACGCUGUGGCGCUCGACAAAGAUGUGUGCAAGGCGCCGUGUGGGCAGAGCGUGGAGAAGCCCAAGGUGGUGCCAUCGCUGCCCUUUUACUACGAGGAUGACAGCACACACUACCGUGAUCUGUACAACGCCAAGCUCGACAAGUGCCAUGACACGGGGCCCGAUGUUGUUUUUCAAUACACCCCACCCCAGAACAUGGUCGUGUCAGUGGACCUGUGCAGUCUCACUGAGUUUGACUCGGUCCUGAGCGCAUAUGAGCGUACCAAGCCGUCAGGCAAGCCGGCAUCCAUCGCAUGCAAUGACGACUCCUGUGGCACCAAGUCCAAGCUCUCAGGCCUUAUUCUCGCUAAGGGCACCACCUACUUCUUUAUGGUGGACGGGUGGGGGGGCACAGGGGGCAAGUUCGCAAUCAACAUGGUGGUCACUAAGCUCACCACCUCACCAUGUGCUGACUGGCCCCUGGGGAGAGUGCUUCGUGUCAUGUGGUGUGUGGCAGCAGCAGAGGUAGGCGUGGGGAUGGGAGGGCAUGGCAUGGGGUGGCAUGCCUGGGGUGGCGAUAAACGAGCCGUUAAUGUCCCGUGCAAGCAAUCACCAUUCCACCUCAAGCUUCCUCUCCUGCGUCUCUGCUGCUCACUGCUGUCUGUCACUAGCAUCUUCGUCACCUCCUCCACCCAUCUCUGCAUACGUCUCUAUCAGCACCCUUCACUUCCUCCACACCACCCUGUUUUCCCACUUCCCUGCCAAUCGCCCUCCCUUCUCAUGCAAACCCCUCUGUCUCGCCCCAAUCAGAAUGGCGUGUCGCAGUGUGCAGUUUGGUUUGGAGGGGGCACCAACGUGGAGGAGAGCGGUGCUUUGAUGCAUCCACAGAUCCCAGUCAAGCUCCCCCUCCUGACCUUUUUCCCCGGCUGCAAUGUGCCGUGUGGAGGGGGUGUGAACGUGCGGUCGGUGGUGCGUCGAGACGCCGUGCAGGGCAACAUGCUCGACGACUCCCGCUGCCCCUCCGCCCCUACUCCCCUCUCCCCUCGCCCUUCCCCUCACCAGGGCUGCAACGUGCCGUGUGGAGGGGGAGUGAACGUGCGGUCAGUGGUGUGUCGAGACGCCGUGCAGGGCAACAUGCUCGACGAUUCCCGCUGCCCCUCCGCUCCCCCUCCCACCAACCAGUCGUGCAACACUCAGCCGUGCUCCAUCUAUACCUGGAGGCCCAGCGGCUGGUCUCCCUGCCAGUACUCCCUGACCCUCCUGUCAGAUGCACCUGCUGAGAUGACACACAACAGCAGCAGCAACAGCAGCAACAGCAGAAGCAACAGCAACAGCAGCAACAACAGCAGCAGCAGCAGAAGCAGCAGCAGCAGCAGCAGCAGCAGCAGCAGCAGCAGCAGCAGUAGGAGAAGCAGCACCAGCACUAACAGCAGCAGCAAUCAGGAUAACAGCAGUAAUGGAAUGGGGUGGAGCGUGGUGGAGGAGGAGGUGAUGCGGGUGUACGGAUGGAGAAGAAGGGAUAUUAAGUGUGCGAGCAUGAGAGGCCAAUCAGUCCAAGACUCGUUCUGCUCCGCCUCAAUCAAGCCUGCUACGUUCUCUCCCUGCCUCCCACCUCCUCCACUCCCCUCCACCACCUCUGAUGCUACCUCCUCCCCUUCCGUUUCACCCUCUGCCUCCACCAACGCUCCCAAUAUUACCACUGGCAUCGCUCCCAGUAAUGCAACUGUUACCGCCACCAUCAGACCAAUUAGCCGCAGCAGCAGCAGCCACAGCAGCCGAAACAGCCACAGAAGCCGAAACAGCCACAGCAGCCGCAACAGCCAUAGCAGCCGGAAAAGCCACAGCAGGAAAAGCAGGCACGGCAGGAACAGCAAGCACCGCAGACACAGCAGGCACAGCCGCAGCAGCCGCAACAGCAACAGCAGCAGCAGCAGCUCUUCCCUCCUCUGCCCCACCCUCUCAUGCAUACACGGCACUUGUCAGGUGGGAGCAUGUGUGUGCAUGGAGGGAUGGACGGGCGCUCAGUGCAGCGAGCUUCAUCCCUGUGGAGGCAGGCCC